CUUGAUAGCCAUGGCGAAGAGUGAGGUGAAGCUUGUUGGUAAAUGGUCCAGUCCUUAUGUGAUGAGGGUGAAGAUUGCCCUCAACAUCAAAUCUCUUAAAUAUGAAAACUUUGAAGAGACCAUGACCUUAGUCCCCAAAAGUGAUCUUCUUCUUCAAUCCAACCCUGUAUAUGGCAAAGUCCCCGUUCUCAUCCACCAUGAUAAACCUAUCUGUGAGUCUCUGGUCAUAGUUGAAUACAUAGAUGAAACUUGGUCUACUGGUCCUUCUAUCCUCCCCUCUGAUUCUUAUGAUAGAGCAAUUGCUAGGUUCUGGGCUGCUUACAUAGACGAUAAGUGGUUUCCUCCAAUGCUAAACAUUAUAACUGUUGAAGGAGAGGAGGAAAGGAAGCCAUACUUUGAGAUGUUGGAAGAAGUGCUUGAGAGGAUAGAGGGUGCUUUUGGAGAAUGCAGCAAAGGAAAGCCCUUUUUUGGUGGAGAUAGGAUUGGGUUCCUUGAUAUUGCUUUUGGGAGCUUCUUGGGAUGGCUCAGUGUCAUAGAGCAAGAGUACUAUGGAAGUAAACUUCUAGUUGAAGCAAAAGCUCCUUCUUUGGUGAAAUGGGCUGAGAGAUUUGCUGCUGACCCUGCUGUGAAGGGGCUUAUACCUGAGACUGACAAGCUUAUUGAGCUUGGCAAGUUACUUCAGAUCAAAUGGAGAGCUGCUAUUGGCAAGAAAUAGAAUUUGGGAUUUGCUAGUGCAUAUGAUCCUUAUUGUAUGAUGAAUUGUGUGAAAAAAUAAAAUUCACUUUGUGAGAUGGGUUUUCUAAGCAGUUUUAUCUUUCUUCUCUCUGUGUUCCUUUUGGGUUGUCCUCUCAUUUGCUUUGAUGCUUUAGGGACACGUAAUUGUGCUGUUCAACAACUUCUUACAUUCACUUUAAAGUGUCAUCACUUGAUUUCA
This is a messenger RNA of Gastrolobium bilobum, 934 nucleotides long. Its product is annotated as glutathione S-transferase U18-like. Gene Ontology annotation, biological process: glutathione metabolic process. Gene Ontology annotation, cellular component: cytoplasm. Lineage: Eukaryota; Viridiplantae; Streptophyta; Magnoliopsida; Fabales; Fabaceae. The record is from RefSeq and is a predicted model, not a curated record. Gene Ontology annotation, molecular function: glutathione transferase activity. The transcript is spliced from 2 exons. Bases 11 to 715 code for a protein of 234 amino acids.